Messenger RNA from Diorhabda carinulata, 1156 nucleotides. Its product is annotated as zinc finger CCHC domain-containing protein 24-like. Gene Ontology annotation, molecular function: nucleic acid binding; zinc ion binding. The record is from RefSeq and is a predicted model, not a curated record. Bases 284 to 946 code for a protein of 220 amino acids. Lineage: Eukaryota; Metazoa; Arthropoda; Insecta; Coleoptera; Chrysomelidae. The transcript is spliced from 5 exons.
ACGUACAUCACAGCCAUCCAGAAUCCAGAGACAGAACAAAUUAACAAAUGCAUAAUACGAGCACCCUCGAUUAAAACAUAUGUGGUCCAAUUUAACAAAAUGUGAAUCAUAACAAUCAUUAUUGUUAUUAUUGUUUAUAAUAACUCAUGCGCGAUAGGACGAUUUUUUUAUAUUUAUGGACGACGUCGGGAUUUUCUGGCAAGAAAUCAUAAACUUUUUUAUUAUAUUUCGUAUCUUAAAAUAAUUCCGCUUUCGUGCUUCAUAUACCAAGUAAUUAUUCCAAAUGUCACCGACAGCGACGUUAUUAUCGCAAACUAACGGUAUUUUAUCCCCGUUGACCAUCAACAGAACACAAGAUUGCUCAGGAAAUAUAAAUUCGUUAUUUACAACGUUCCCAACAACUAAUUGGUAUCAUUAUCAAACCAACGACCAAUUUCAAACGAAACUUUUGAGUCCAGCUUGGAGUACAUAUUCAACAAAUCAACAGUAUUCAAUAAAUGUUUAUAGUCCUCCUUAUUCUAACCAAAGUAUUUGUGACCAAUUAACCGACAUAACAGAUCAAUUUGCCGAUUUAUCUUUGGACAGAAGACCAAUCAGAAGACCACCAUCGUCGUAUUUAUGUCACUUGUGUUUCCAGAAAGGUCAUUAUAUCAAAGAUUGUCCGCAGGCGCGUCCUAAGGGGGAAGGUAAAACUCCAUAUCAGGGAAGAAAACGAUGUUUCGGUGAAUAUAAAUGUCCGAAAUGUAAAAGAAAAUGGAUGUCUGGUAAUUCUUGGGCAAAUAUGGGACAAGAAUGUAUUAAAUGUCAUAUUAACGUCUUUCCGCAUAAACAGAGGCCCUUAGAAAAACCGGACGGUUUGGACGUUUCGGAUCAAUCGAAAGUUCAUCCUCAGCAUCUAUGUCAAAAAUGCAAGGAGCUUGGCUAUUAUUGCAGAAGAUUACAAUGAAUUUUUUUAUUCUUUUUUAAUUUCCAUUUACUAAAAUUAUGUUUUAUAUUUUGUUAUUUUCAAUUUUUUUUAUUUAUACUUUUUAUUUUUUUUUAUUUACGAGUACUUAAAAGAGAAGAAAUCGAAUUUUAUGAAUAUGUAUUUUAAUGUAUGUUACCAUUUUACGUAAAAUGUUAUGAGAUAAAUAUUAAUAUAUUUAUUUUCCCACGA